Molecule: messenger RNA, 1493 nt
Organism: Bombina bombina (fire-bellied toad)
Lineage: Eukaryota; Metazoa; Chordata; Amphibia; Anura; Bombinatoridae
Gene: OXA1L
Product: OXA1L mitochondrial inner membrane protein
Exons: 10
Coding region: 24-1316 (430 amino acids)
Biological process (GO): mitochondrial respiratory chain complex IV assembly; protein insertion into mitochondrial inner membrane from matrix
Cellular component (GO): mitochondrial inner membrane
Molecular function (GO): membrane insertase activity
Source: RefSeq, a predicted model, not a curated record
UCGUUUUCGCUGCCACCAACAACAUGGCAGCGCUCAGUAGCAUGGAGUCGGCAUGUCGGGUUGUACUUGGUCGGGGGCUCAGAAUAACCCGCAUGUUUCCGCACAGUCCAGAAAGAAAGUAUCACAGGUGUGUAGUUCCAAUCUGCCUACGAAGAGCUUUACCCUCUGGGACAAAUCGGCUUCUGUUCCUGUCUGGUGUUCGCUACCAAAGUACAGUAAUAGCAUCGGCAAGCCAGGCCUCUGACCUCCAAGAAGUACAAUUGCCCAUAUCUCCUCCUGCUCCUGAAGCCAUCUUACCCCUGCCACUCAGUGAGACCCCUCCUACCUUUACUGAGGCUUUGGGGCAGGGAGAGCUCGGUCUUUCAGAGCUGGGCCUUGGGGGCCACACUCCUGUUGGACUGGUGCAGAACUUCCUGGAGUUCUUACACGUGGAUAUGGGAUUGCCCUGGUGGGGAGCUAUAGUGGCAGGCACAGUAAUUGCUCGUAUUCUAGUUUUCCCGUUAAUAGUGAAAGGACAGAGAGAAGCAGCUAAACUGAAUAAUCACAUGCCUCAGAUCACUGCAAUAACAAACCGAAUGAAUGAGGCCAAGCAAACCGGGAACAAGUUUGAAUUCUCUAAGGCGUACUCUGACCUCAGCCUUUAUCAGAAGAAACAUGAUGUUAAUCCUCUGCGUGGCUUCCUUGUGCCCUUGGUUCAGGCGCCAGUAUUUAUUUCAUUUUUUGUGGCAUUGCGAAAGAUGUCCUAUCUUCCCGUUCCCAGCAUGCAAACAGGGGGUCUCUGGUGGUUCACAGAUCUGACUGCUGCUGAUCCCUACUAUAUUUUGCCCAUUAUAGUCACCGGCACCAUGUGGGGUGUUCUAGAGCUAGGAGCAGAAUCUGGAGUGGAUAACCCCAACCUCAGAGUCAUGAAAACUGUUUUCCGUAUUAUGCCUUUGGUAAUUUUACCACUUACAAUCAACUUCCCCACAGCUGUCUUCACAUAUUGGGUGACUUCAAAUAUUUUCUCACUAGCCCAGGUGGGCUUCUUGAAAAUCCCAGUCGUUCGGCAAAAACUUCGCAUUCCUGAGAGGCUCAAACACGAUCCUUCUCUUCUCCCCAAAAAUGAAGGCUUCUUGAAGAGUCUGAAAAAUGGUUGGAAGAAUGCACAAGUGGCACAGCAACUGGAGGAACGAGAGCGGAGAAUAAAGAAUCAUCUCGACAUUGCAGCAAAAGGGCCCCUGAGACAGACAUUUUCCCAAAACCCAUUACAACAGCGGGAAACACCUCAUUCUCCAAGAAAUAUCAAAUCCAAGCCUUGGCAGGACACAAUUGGAUAGAAAUUGUAAUUAGGUUUUUUUCCUUUAAUACAUGGACUAAUUAUGCACCUGUUGAUUAGUUUUUACCUUCCAUGCGUUUUCUCUCUGCUCCCUCAGAAUUGAGAACUGUAAAAGGGAGGAAGAUGCCGAAUAGGCCUGUGAUUUACAGGAAAAUUAAAUGGCAGAUUCUGAGUGUCA